Pieris rapae (cabbage white) is the source of this 6164-nucleotide messenger RNA. RefSeq names its product hemicentin-1 (gene nrm). Gene Ontology annotation, biological process: cell-cell adhesion. The record is from RefSeq and is a predicted model, not a curated record. NCBI's taxonomy places the organism in Eukaryota, Metazoa, Arthropoda, Insecta, Lepidoptera, Pieridae. Gene Ontology annotation, cellular component: cell-cell junction. The coding region runs from base 276 to 6056 and encodes 1926 amino acids. Gene Ontology annotation, molecular function: cell adhesion molecule binding. The transcript is spliced from 31 exons.
GUCGCGAGGGGUGCACGUAUUUGCACGAACGGAACGAAGCACGCGUGUGAUGUUUUGAGGAAUUUUUGAAUGUAUCAGUGAUGUGAUUCGUUUUGGAUUGUAUUGCUUUCAGCUGACUCCACACCAGGACUUCUGUUGGAUUUUAAAGUUGACUGUAUUAGUCAAUAUAAGAAUGUUUCGUAAUGGUGUAAACAGUAAAGUGGCAACUUGACAUUAGCGCACUAGUUUACUUUAGUGUGGUGUAGUGCGAGUGUAAUGAAGUGAUAGUGGACAAGAUGGCGCCGAAGUUCCUUACACUUCUCUUCGCUGUCAUCUGCUCUCUGGCUCACGCUGAAAGAGAUCACGCGUCGUCAUUGGUGGGCAACACGGCCCGGCUCCGAUGUCGCAUCGACGGCAAGUCCUGUGGUGAAAUGCACAGUAUCAAGUGGUAUAAGGCCGACACUCGGGUUUACGUGUAUUCGGCUUCGAAGGACGCGGCCAUUAACCGGCCCGAGGGAGAUAUGACGGACAGGAUGUCAAUUUCCCAUGAGCCCAACGCUACUUACGCCGAGUUGGUGAUCACCAACGUGAAGGCUGAUGAUGAAGGAGUGUACCGCUGCGAGAUCACCUAUCUGCAGGUCGGCGAGGACUGUAACACCGUGCAAGUCACGGACUUUCAUACUUACAUCAAACCAAAAGCUGUAGAAGUGAUCACGAAUGAUGGAAAAAUAUUGACAAACGGUCAAUCUUACGGGCCACUACUGGAGCGUGCCAGGGUAAAUGUCACUUGUCUGGUGACAGAUGGAAAGCCUCAGCCCAAAGUCACGUGGUACUUCAAUGGGAAAGAGCGAUUGGACGCCCAAACAAUAACAGAACAGUCGGUGGUAAAGCACGUGCUUCCUCUCACCGUGACGCGGACUGAGCUGAACGGCGAGCUAGUGUGCAACGUGUCAUCUGCCGCCCUCGACAAUCCCAUCAUAAGGACACUCAAAUUGGAUGUCAGGGUACCACCAAACAAGAUAGCGAUAUCGGGAGUCGGCGAACAUGUGACGCAAGGUACGCUGUUAACGCUCAUGUGCAGCGUUUCAGGCGCCCGUCCUGCUGCCACCAUCGAGUGGUUCAACGGCACCGAACUACUGACACCAGCAAGUCAAAAUAUACAGCAAAAGGAAAUGGAAUCGAGUGAUACGACAGUAGCCACCAUGUCCAAUCUGACGUUCGAAGCGACGCGUUUCGAGAACGGACGCAGGUUCAUUUGCAAAGCCGUGAACGACGCCAUGAGAGAUAACAAUGAUCAUCCCAUUCAUGCCACGAGGGAACUAGAAGUUUGGUACCCGCCGAUCGUUCACGUGGGCCCGCCCAACAUAACGGUAGUAGAAGGCACGAAGAUCCUACUCAAGAGCGAAUAUGAGAGCAAUCCGUCAUCCCUGACUGAAGUUGUAUGGUAUCGAAAUGGCGAGCGGCUCAACGUAAACUCAAGCCACUACCAAGGAGGUAGCACGGACCAGCACGCGUUGAUUAUUCUCGAUGCUAAUGGAGAUGAUAUGGGGAACUACACCUGUCUGCUGGCCAACGUCGUGGGCAACGGGACCACUGAGGAAAUGAUCAGCGUGAAUGUGUUAUUCAAGCCCCAAGUUCGUCUGAUCAUGAAUCCAGAGAGUCCAAUACUGGAAACGGACCACAAGAAUGUGACGUUGACCUGCGAGGUGGUCUCCGGGAAUCCCUCGGUGCUGGAUGAGGUGAUCUGGUACUUGGACGGGGAGGUGUUGAAACAUCUGCCUGAAUGUAAUGGGACGGACGAGAACCUAUGCAACGAAGUGGACCCCUCGAUGCUUCUCCUCCAAGACACGACCAAGAGCUUCCACGGGAACUACUCCUGCAAAGGCAAGAACUAUGCCGGUUGGGGAAACGAGAGUCAGAAUACUGAGCUCGUCGUUAACUACCCUCCGGGAGCGGCCAAACUGACUUACUCCCCUUGGCGAGUGGUGAAGGGCAAAUCCUUGGUGCUGAGCUGCAGCAUCCAGGAGAAGGGCAGGCCCGAAGCUCACAGAUUCCGUUGGCACCGCGGCGGGCGCGUGGUAAGCGACAUCGUGUCCCAGAACUGGACCAUAGACCCCGUGACCUUGGACCAUCGGACCAACUUCUCGUGCCGAGGGGUCAACGCGGGGGGCGAGGGGGAGCCCGCAUUCGUCAACGUCGACGUCUUGGCGCCACCUAGUUUCAAAUACGCGAUGAACCACUACAGCGGAGCCCUAUACAAAUCACAAAAUAUAUCCCUGUCGUGCACGGUGGAAUGUGCGCCGCUGUGCAGCGUCCAGUGGCUGAAGGAUGGACAGAUCAUCGACCCCGCCAAGACUGACCGAUAUUAUGUCGUCGAUCGGAAGAUCCCUCCGCAAGUCAACAGAAACGACUUCGAGGCCACCGAAUCUACGCUGCACUGGAACAUGUCGUCGUGGCCGGGCGGGGCUCUGUCCCGUUCGUCGGACACGGCUCGCUACACGUGUCGCUCGUCGCGCAACGCCGCCGGGCCCCCUGUCAACUCCACCACCAAGUUUGCCGUCGAGUAUGAACCGGAAAAUAUAACGGUGACGCCUAAGGUGGUCUCGGUGAUCGAAAACGAAAUUCCGGCCAAAGUCGUGUGUUCUGCCAAGGGAUUCCCCAUGCCGAGCUACAGUUGGCGUCGCGAGCACCUCACGAAGAGCUCGGCCAAGGAGCACUCGAACCGCUCCUUUGUGCUGUCGUCUUCGAACACGCUGCUGCUCGGGCCCAUCGCGAGGAAGGACGCGGGCAACUACGCGUGCGAAGCUUACAACAGGCACGGAGCUGUCAACACCACGGUGUUCAUGGACGUCAUGUUCGUCCCGGAAUGCGGCAUCAAGCAGCAGGAGGUGGACGGUCAGCAGUUGCUGGUCUGCACGGCUCACGCCAACCCCACCGAGGUCUCCUUCGCGUGGAAGCUGAAGAACGACAACGACACGCUGACAGACGAGAAGAUCUGGUCGGAAGGAGCACAGAGCUUCCUCCGUCUGCGGUCCGGAGUGGACGUGUACCGGACGUACUUGUGCGUCGCUACCAACGAAGUAGGCGUCUCGAGACCUUGCGAAAGGGACGUCAUGGGCACAAAGGUUUGGUGGCGCGAUCGCCAGAAGCUGUUCCUGAUCGGUGGAAUCGCGUUGGCCCUGCUCCUCAUCACCGUGAUCCUGUGCAUCAUCAUUAUCUGCAUCUGCCGACGUAUGAGGGCCAAGUCCAAGUACAAUAAUUCAGUCGAGCUGGAAGAGCGAGAGAAUCCGGAUGGUAGCUGUAUAAACGAGGUGUCCAUAGCGCAGUCCAUAAUAUCGCAAGCUUUGCCCGCUUUGUCGCCGCGAAUCGAUCUCUCCUUCAGCCCGAAGACCUCCGACAGGGCCAGACUGGUCGAUUCGAAGAACUCGCAUUUAAAGAUGACACUUCACGAUAAAUCUUCAAAUAGCUUGCAAGCCAGCCUGUCGCAGUUAGAGGCGACGAUUAACGCGAACGGAGCCGACGGGAGCGAGGUGGAGACUCGAGCGAACGAAGAUAACGACAGGGUCGAGCCUCUCUCGUCGCCGAACAAGUGGCCUUUGAAGCCCGGCGUGCUCGUUCACGUCAACUCGAACCACACUUUGAGUCCCAAAAAUCCCGCCAGACUUCAAAGAGACCGACCGGGUCGAGACGAAGAGAGCGACUUAGGAUUGUUAGAGCGGAAAAGAACCGAUGACGAUAAGCCUAGGUCCGAGCGGGCAAAGAAGAGCGGUAUACCGCUCGCGGGGAUAUUUAGGAACUUGAGGAGGAAAAGCGAUUCGUCAGAGGACGACGUCGGAAAGUACAAGAAGAUCAACAAGACGAACGAGAGGGUCGUGUCUCUGAUGAGUAUCAAUAAGAGUUGUGGCCCGAAACGAAUAAGAUCUCUGUUUCGAAGCGAAACUCCGAACGUAAUCGUUACCGAAGGAGUCGUAUCCUUCAAAAGGCCUGACAGAAUGUGUGUAAGCGCUAGAAUUGAACCUCUCAAAGAGACGCAGCAAAACACGAGGAAACGGAAAAAGCCCGGCGACAGCCCUCCCUCGAAUGGCGUAGAUAAUGCGGCCAACGGAGCUCUGGGAACGGACAACCCCGGUCUCUAUGAGAACCUGCCGUUCCACGGAUUACAACAACCACCCAACAAGCCCGUGCAAGCGAUACAACCUAGGGUGGUCGAACCUAACAAAAGAAAAGGCACGAGUGUGGAGUCAUUACAAAAGCAACUCACUACUAACCCUUCAUUUGUUCCGAGAGUGGUCUGUCCGCCUUUCGUCCAAAACCUCGUUUCGUGUCCGCUGAGUCCAUCGGAUUCGUUGUCCACGUAUGGAAUACCAGUUCUGUCGCCCAUACAACAGAUGUUUCCCCUUCGACCGACCGUUCUGCUAAACCCUUAUCUCCCCCCGAUGCCUAGCAAUCACCUCGAGCGGUGUCCCACGAUCGACGAAGAAAUGGGCGAAGAACCAAGAAAAUUUUGUUCCUUGAAUACGAGAAACAUAAAGCCAAAACCAAAGUUUCAAUCUAUGAGAAUAGUGAGGAAGAGAAAGAUUGAGAGAUUUUAUCCAAAUACAGAAUAUGGAGAAAACUUUAAUGAAAUCAAUAAUAAUAGUAAAAAUGGAGAAGACAAAGACAAAGGUGAAAUGGACGAUAACAUUUAUGAAAACUAUCCGUCCCUAAUGAAGUUUAAAUCUGACAUAAGCGGAGUAGAGAAAUUUGAGAAUCUAACAGAUUCCAUCCAAGUAUACGAGGAAACUUUGGAUCGAAGUGAAAUAAACGCAUCUGCUACGUCCCUCGACAGACCGAUCCCAGCUCCUAGAACUAAAAUAACACCUUUUUCAUCACCCUUGAAAUCAGAUCAUGUUUAUGUUAAUUUGUCCAUGCCGUUAAUUAAUACCAUGUCUAUCAAAUCGUCUGAUACGGUAGACGCUCCAAUUAGAAGUACAAAGUCUGAGGAAAACAUAUUAUCGAAAUUUCCCACACUUCAAGUUAAUAAAAGCAAAGAAAAUCAUGUUAUACCAAAGAAAACUGUGGAUCAGAAUAGUUCUGACGAAGAUGACAAUGAAGAAAAGAAGACAGACCCCACUAAACCUAAUAUCGUUGGAGCUACUCCAAAACGAAUGUUGACGACUUUACCGUCAACUUCUCUAGUAAAAUCCGUGGUGAACCAAUUGAACGAGCAAAAUAUUAACAAAGUAGGACUGCCAAAGAAACAAGUGAUAACACCGACCACUCUACAAAUACCAAAACUCACAGAGAAACCGGUGCCAAAGAGAAAUUUAAAACGUAGCAAUUCCGUAACUAGUAGCGUAAUGAGUAGUGCAGUAGACCAGAAUACUAACAUCCUCCAACACCAGUACCUUCAGAAACGGAAUCACUUUCCGAACAUCGCCCCAAAAGGAAAAAACAAAAAGAACUUCCAAAUCCCUCUGCAGAAACAUCACAGCUUUUGCUACUUCCAGCCGAUCAGAGUAGACAAACGCAUCCCCGUAGAUCAGGAACGAUCCUACAACAACACGAUAGGUCCCGUGAUCUACCGACACGCGGACUCGCAGCACUACACGAAGACGCUCAACAGAAGCCGGGAAAAGAAUGGUCAGCGGUCGAGUCGCUUAAAAAAGUCGGAAAGUCUGAGAGAGAAGUUGUCGUGCGUCGGAGUGUACGACAACUAUGAGAAGCCCGACUAUCCCGAGCCCGAGUACGACGACUCCGAAAGGAAGUCGUACCUCCAACUGCUGAAAGGCAACUACAUAUCCGACUCCUCCCGGCACAUAGAGCCCGAGCAGUACAGCUCGAACCUCAACUGCAGGGAGGAGAAACCUAGACAUAAGAAGUUAGUGUACGCGGACUUAGCGCUAGGAAACCAUAAUUUGAAAUUUAAGAAUACCGUCAAUUCUAAUAGACACUUAUACGACACGUACUCUAUAGGUAACGAUAGCGCUAACAAAGACACUAACAGUGCUCAUAAGAAUAGUGUAGGCAGUAGUCAAAGGAAGGGGCAGCCCCGAAGCGAAUACGCCACGCUCAAGUUUAACGAAAUUGACGUCUAAGCCAUUCCGGCCGGAGGACCAUUUUGUAUACGCCGAUGUUGAUAUGAAGGAUUAUGGGCCGAUCAACUACAAGGCGGCCUCUAUCUACGCUCAGAUGAAGAAAGUCAA